UCUGCUGUGUAUUUCCAGCAGCAUGGCAGUGUAUGUGACAUGGCACAACAUGUCACCCACUGCAACAUGGAUCAAAGAUGUGGGUCAAUCCAUUAAAUACUGUACUCCAGUUAACUGUGGCACCCCGAGUCAUAUGACUUAUGUGAACAGCCCUCGCCACUACUUCUAAAACGGCAGCGAAAUUGAAAAAGAAGAAAGCUGAAGUGAAACUGCAGCCUGUUUUCUGCGUGGUUUGUUUUAAACGUCCUUGGACUCGAUGCCCAGUCCACAAAUAACACUUCAUUUUCUGGCAGAGUGAGUGUGCAGGAUAUCCUCCUGUUUUUCUUAUUUUAAUGCACCCUUUCUAAAAAAAAAAAAAAAAAAAUCUGUGAUGUCACACUGUGAGUCUUCCUGCCAAUCUCAUCAGAAGAACAGCAAGAAUAACCUCUGUGAAGGAUGUGAGGGUCCAGAGGAUGAAGGCAAGAGGCUGAAGAGGAGGGAGAAGAACAGAGUUGCCGCCCAAAAGAGCCGGAAGAGACAAAUACAGAGAGCUGACAUUCUGCAUGAGGCCUGUGAGCUACUGGAGCAGAAGAACAGGAAGCUGAGGAGAGAGGUGGAUUCUCUGUCUGAAGAGCAGCGCCUGCUGACUGAGACUCUCAGGACCCAUGAGCCCUUCUGUCCCAUCAUGCACUGCUCCUUUGCCUCCUCCACCACAUCCAGCUUGCAGCCUGAGCCAAGGAAUAAUGUUUCAGUGCAACUUGUCUGAAGCCAGCUAUUGUGUAAUGCACCAGUAUACCACCAGGGGGCGUUGUUAAACUUGAUCAGAGCUAAAGUGGGGACUCAACAGGUGUGGGGUGUUCACAGUGAGGAGCGCCCUCUGGUGGUUAAAAGUUUUUAAUGCAGCAGCUCAUGUCCAUAAUGUAAAUACAGUUACAGGUUUAUAAAAGAGUAAAAUGAUUUACAGUGUAUUCAGUUAGACUCAGUUAUAUGUACAUUUCCAAAAGAAAAACAGCAGUGUUAUGCUAGUUGUGCUCAAGAGUUUUGACCAACCAUUUUCAUUUCCACUGAUAGGAAGUGGUACAUAUAGUCCUACUGCUUCCUGACAGUGAAUCCUGAAUAAAGGGGCUACAAACUGUGAAUAAGUUCUAUAUUAAUAUAAUAAUUUAUAGAGUUAUGCUUUAUAGAUCAACAAUGAGCCUUUAAGAAUUGGUUUAAAGUAAGCGUAAAGUCCCUUAACUGUAUCUGUUUGAUCCAAUACUUCAUUUAAUCCACAUUAAAGGUCUUUGGUUCUCUCUGGGAGAAAAUAUAUUUAAACCCCCAAACUUGUUUUUAGAAAAUUGAAAUAUUCCAGAUGCCUUUUGUCUCAUUGUAUACACAUUUCCAUGAAAUUUUAUCUGACGUAAAGAAGUGGCAUCUAUAUGACAACUGUGAACGUUCUUGAAUGUAAAAUAAAAGCUUGUGGAUGUGGAUUCUGCUUGCCGCAAAACAUACGUUUGUAAGAUGGAGCUGUUGUCACUUUA
Messenger RNA from Epinephelus moara (kelp grouper), 1499 nucleotides. It is a transcript of the gene batf3, whose product is annotated as basic leucine zipper transcription factor, ATF-like 3. The record is from RefSeq and is a predicted model, not a curated record. NCBI's taxonomy places the organism in Eukaryota, Metazoa, Chordata, Actinopteri, Perciformes, Serranidae. The transcript has 4 exons. Gene Ontology annotation, molecular function: RNA polymerase II cis-regulatory region sequence-specific DNA binding; DNA-binding transcription factor activity, RNA polymerase II-specific. Gene Ontology annotation, biological process: regulation of transcription by RNA polymerase II. Gene Ontology annotation, cellular component: nucleus. Bases 371 to 745 code for a protein of 124 amino acids.